CUGCGCAGGGGAGCGGAGCAGGCAGACAUGUACAGCCUCGCCUUCUCCCCCAAGGCGCAGUUGCUGGUGGCCACCAGUGACAGGGGCACCGUGCACGUGUUCUCGCUGCUGCACUCCCAGGCGCAGGGGCAGGGGAGUGGUGGGGGAGCGCUGUCGUUGUUUGGAUUGAUGAAAGGGGUCCUCCCCAAGUACUUCAGAGAGGAGCGCUCGCUGGCCUUCUACCGCACCGGUGUGCACACGCACAUGCUCGCUGCCUUUGGCGCCGAGGCAAACACCGUCAUUGUGGUCAGCAGCGCUGGCGCGUACUACAAGCUUCAGUUCGACCCACAAGCAGGCGGUGAAAUGAAACUGUUGAAAGAGGCUAACUUCCUCGCGACCGAGGAGCAUUGA
Molecule: messenger RNA, 390 nt
Organism: Closterium sp. Naga37s-1
Lineage: Eukaryota; Viridiplantae; Streptophyta; Zygnematophyceae; Desmidiales; Closteriaceae
Source: the annotation of a GenBank genome assembly